UUUGGAGCCGGAGCUCAGUGAGAUACCGUGCGUAAAAUCUUACCUGUCAGACGCAGCGGCGGUGCCAUGGCAUCCAGAGCUCCGCGAGCAAAGUCCAGCCUCGCACACGCGGAAUAACUUCCUCUUAAAGGGAUGCCAUAUGUCGUGCGACGCUGGCAAUUCUCCUAAAACUGAUAAUGUGAAGUAGGAAGGUGGGUCCGUCUCCGUCGACUCAGUUGCGCCGAAGGAACGAUGCUGAACGAACCUACGGGAGGAUUUUCUACUCCAGCCACCAGACUGCCAGAUCUUCUUUGGGACUGCAUCCUUUGAUCCACGAGAGGUUUGAACCAGCCAAAUCAUGGAGAGCCUCAGCGAGCUCCAGAACCCCCUGCUAGACAAAACCAGCAGACACGUGGUCCCCAACGACUACCAGGGCUACCAGUGCGACUACCCGAGCCAGCCCCAUCAGGACAGCCUCAUUGGCUACUACUACACCGGGCCCAAUGGCAAGCAUAAGACUCAGCAGUUCUUGGACGCCACCUCCCUUCAUCUAGCCGUGGAGGCCUUUUACAGACCCAACUUCAUCCUGUACAAGGACGACGUCAGCCUUCACAGCAAGGACUCGAAGAGCGAGAGCUUCGAGACCACUUUCACGGAGAGUAAGGACGCCGCGCCGGACGGCGUCGCCACGGAAAACGCGGCUGACUGCGCACAAGGAGAGAAGGAUGUGAAGAUCCAGACAGUGUCGUACGAGGUGGAGGAGGAGCAAGGUCCUGAGUACGAGAGUGACAGCUCCAGCGACAGCGAGAGUGAGGACAACUUCAUCGUGCUGCCCCCCCGGGACUACUUGGGCCUCGCCAUCUUCUCCAUGCUCUGCUGCUUCUGGCCCUUGGGCAUCGUUGCCUUUUACUACUCUCACAAGACCGGCAAGGCCAUUGCUAAGGGAGACUUCUCCAGAGCGGGGAUGAGCUCCAGAAGAGCCCUAUUCCUGGCUGCACUCUCCAUUACCAUCGGAGCAGGGAUGUAUGUGGGGGUGGUUGUGGCCCUCAUAGCCUACCUGUCCAAGCCUGGACACGUAUAGCACUGGGACCACUUGCUUGCGGGAGGGAGAGAGCGAGAGAGAGAGAGAGAUGGUGAGAAAGAGGAGGCAUGAUGGGAGGAAGGAAGAGGUCGGACAGAUAGCGUUGCCUCUCCCAGAGGUGUGUGCCCUCUGCUGAUGCCUGGCGCUGCAGCAAAGAGAAGAAACUGUACGAAGAGAAAAGCCAGAGAGGCAGAGCAACAGUGGAGAACAUGUGUGGACGGAGUAUUACUCGGACUGCGUAUCGAUCCGGACUGAAUCAUUAUUUCUGGGAUGCAAGGCUCCCACCGAGGUAUUCCACCACAACAAGGAGAGGAGAAAGACAGCGCGGAGAACGAUGACGACUCAUCCACAAAGACUGUGCUGUACUUAUGUUAGAAAAAUCUGUGCUCAUAGCAGUAAGAAACUACCUACCUUUUACCACGUUAGUCAUUUGCAGCAUUUUUAUUUGACCUUUACAGUAGGUGUCUCUGUCCAAGGUUGUGUAUUAUCCACUUUGUAAAUGAAAUUUCUUGGAAAAAUAACAGUUAGCCAGUGGAUUUUUAUGUGAUUAUUUAAUUAGGGAAUAAAUCAAAAGGUGAUCCGGUCAGUAAGAAGAGACAAGUGGACCCCUGACAGACUGACAACAAAGCUGCCGAGCAGUGGACAAGAGGGUUAUUAGUGUCUACUGUGUACAGUCAAUUAAGUCAAUAAAUACAUUUGGCAUGAACAGUGAA
Molecule: messenger RNA, 1773 nt
Organism: Stegastes partitus (bicolor damselfish)
Lineage: Eukaryota; Metazoa; Chordata; Actinopteri; Pomacentridae
Product: synapse differentiation-inducing gene protein 1-like
Exons: 4
Coding region: 338-1060 (240 amino acids)
Cellular component (GO): intracellular membrane-bounded organelle; membrane
Source: RefSeq, a predicted model, not a curated record